Messenger RNA from Rotaria sp. Silwood1, 963 nucleotides. NCBI's taxonomy places the organism in Eukaryota, Metazoa, Rotifera, Eurotatoria, Philodinida, Philodinidae. The record is from the annotation of a GenBank genome assembly.
AUGUCGUCUUCUUUAGCACCUAAAAUAUUGUCAAUGCGUUUGGAUCAAUUGGAUGUAUUGAUUCCUCAAACCGAAAAUGAAUUACAGCAAUCAUUGGAAGAACUUAGUAAAAUAAAUAAUAAAAUUGAUGGUCUUAAACAAACAUUAAACAAAUAUAAAGAAGAAGAAGUUGAUGUAUCUGUACAAUUCGCCGAUUUAAAUAAAGAAAAAGAAAAAACAGAAAAAUCUCGUUUAAACGGAUUAACUACAAAAGUAAUGGAAAGUUUAGUCGAUGUUAAUGAAAAGGAAAAAGAAAAGAAAAAAAUACAUUUAUAUCAAUUAGCUGCAUUAAUUCUUCAAAAGGAAGAAGAUAUAAAGAAAUUACAUGAUAAUAUUGCCAAAAUUGAUAAACGUGAUGGAGAAAAUAUUUGUAAAAUCAAAAACAAAAUUAUUGAUCUUGAAAAACAAUUACGUGAACAUAAAAAUAAAGAAAAUCAUCUAUUAGAAAAUUUAACAGAUGUAAAAGAAAAAACCGAAAAUGAAAAGAAAAAGUUUCGUUUUUAUCAAUUACUCGUGUUGAUUCAACAAGGUGAAAGAAAAUUGCAAAAAUUAUCGAAUGAUAUUAUCGAAAUGAACCAAAAUAAAUCGGUAAUACCUGAACAAAUGAAUAUCAAUAUUAAUGAUGUUCGAACAAAACUCAACAAGUAUAAAGAAGAACAAAAUGAUUUAUAUAAAUCAUUAGAUAAUGAAGAUAAAGCAAAAGAAGAAGAAAAGCAAAUAUGUCGUUUAUACGAAUUAGCUACAUGGAUUGGUCUAGAAGAAACAACAUUGAAAGAAUUACGUUACGAUUGGACCAAAAUGAAACAAUAUCAUCAAGCUAAAAUUGACAAAUUGCAUCCAAUAAUUACGAAUCAUCAAAGUCAAUUACGACAACUUAAAUAUGAACAAAGUAAUAUGACUUUGAUCAUUAGAAAAAAAAUUUAG